Messenger RNA from Rhizopus microsporus ATCC 52813, 1108 nucleotides. RefSeq names its product Cu,Zn superoxide dismutase-like protein. Gene Ontology annotation, molecular function: superoxide dismutase copper chaperone activity; copper ion binding. The record is from RefSeq and is a predicted model, not a curated record. The transcript is spliced from 6 exons. Gene Ontology annotation, biological process: removal of superoxide radicals. Gene Ontology annotation, cellular component: cytoplasm. The coding region runs from base 150 to 1031 and encodes 293 amino acids. Lineage: Eukaryota; Fungi; Mucoromycota; Mucoromycetes; Mucorales; Rhizopodaceae.
GAGCCAGAAAGAGAAUUGCUGGCAGUAGGAAUAGGAAUUACAUUCAUGUAUGUGUGUGUAUGCUUAAAACAACAUGGUCCAAAUUCGCUUUGGAUAGAGGACAAAUAUAAUUACUGCUAAAUGCCUGUUAAAGAGUCUCAUUUUUCGGAAUGCGGACCCUAAAUGUAAUUUGUAAGCAGCAAACUUGUCAUUUUCAACCUUUUUUUCUCUCUUUACAUAGACGCACUUAUAUACACAUUAUAAAACAUUUUAAUAUGCCAACCAAGUUAUUCAAGACGGAAUUUGCUGUUGACAUGACAUGUGAGUCUUGCGUCAAUGCUGUUUCUAAAGUAUUAGAAGGCAUUUCAGGUAUAAAUUCAUUUGACGUAAACCUCGCAGAAAAAAAAGUGAUUGUGGAAGGAACAGUUGCCCCUUCCAAGGUGUCAAAAGCAUUAAAAGAUACAGGACGAACUGUCAUCGUCCGAGGACAAGGCGUGCCCGAUGGUCAAGGUCAUUCUGGAGCUGCUGUCUGUAUUUUUGACUGUUAUGGAGCAGAUCCUCUGGCCACUUUACCCAAAGGAAAGGCAGGUUUAGCUAGGUUUGUUCAGGUUGAUGAGGAUACUUGUUUGAUUGAUAUCACGGUUGAAGGUCUGUCGCCGGGUAACCAUGGCAUUCACAUACAUGAAUCAGGUGAUAUAUCUAGCGGCUGGAAGUCUACAGGAGAGCACUAUAAUCCCACCAAUCGACCCCACGGUGAUAUGCAUAACGGGCAUGUUGGUGACCUCGGCAACAUUACAGUAGACGAGAACGGUUGGGGAGACUUGGUUAUCGAGAGUAAUCGUAUCAAGGUGUGGGACGUGAUAGGCCGAAGUAUGGUUAUCACCGAGAAUGAAGAUGACCUUAGCCCUUCCUCUGAGGAUGGUCACAGUGGAAAUGGUUUACUUUGUGGUAUUAUUGCUCGUAGUGCUGGUGCAUUUGAGAAUACCAAGUUAGUCUGUGCCUGUAAUGGAAAUACUUUAUGGGAAGAAGCCCGCUUACAAGAAAAGAAAUAACUCUAGAAAUAAAUAGUUUCAAGUUACCAAUGGUUCGACUGCCAAUUUGAGUGUAAAAAGUUAUUUUUGUGCCUGUG